Papilio polytes (common Mormon) is the source of this 1099-nucleotide messenger RNA. RefSeq names its product AN1-type zinc finger protein 1-like. The record is from RefSeq and is a predicted model, not a curated record. The transcript has 3 exons. Gene Ontology annotation, biological process: protein targeting to ER; proteasome-mediated ubiquitin-dependent protein catabolic process. Gene Ontology annotation, cellular component: cytoplasm; endoplasmic reticulum. Bases 143 to 1057 code for a protein of 304 amino acids. Lineage: Eukaryota; Metazoa; Arthropoda; Insecta; Lepidoptera; Papilionidae.
UCACUGAAUUUUAGGUUAGGUUUUAAAUUGAAAAUCAUUAAUUCUACAAAGAAAGUUGUUCAUUGUUAGCUCUUAUUUACAUGUAUUUUUUUUUACUUAGUACCCAAUUGUUAAAUGUUGCGGAAAAGAAGGAAGCUUAAAAAUGGAAUUUCCAACACUUGGAGAGCACUGCCAAAACGAAGAAUGUAAACAAAAAGACUUUCUGCCUUUGCAAUGUAAAUGUGGAAAGGUGUACUGCCGAGAACAUUUUGGUGAACAUUGUACAUCAGGUCUUUGUGAAAUGGCUCCCAAACCUAAAGAUGUCAAUUUAAAAAGUGACGAUGAAAUAUUUCGAUGUUCAAGUAAAGGUUGUAAAAAGGGCAAUUUGCAUGAGAUGUUAUGCAGCAAAUGUAAUAAACAUUAUUGUAUCGAACAUAGGUUUCAUCCAUCAUGUCCUGAAAUAGAUGACGAAACAAUGGCAAUGAAAAUAGAACAGUACGAAGCACCAAGGAAGCAAUUUCACGAGGCUAACAAACACUUGCAACAAAAGAUAACAGAAAAUAUAAGAAAAGCAGUUCAAUCAUCGGCAAAAGUUAAAACCGCAACAAAAAUCCAUCUCAUGAGGAUCAAACAGAAAGCCUUAGGUCCUAAAACAAUCCCGGCUUCAGACAGAAUAUAUUUUGCAAUAAAGAAACCUGCCAAUUUAGAUAUGAAACCUGUAAAAAUAGUUACAGAUGUCAAUAAUGUUGAAUUAAUUGAGACUUUAACAUUGGACCCUGAUUUAAAAGAUACUGUCCCUUUAUUUAUUAGUUCAAAAUGGUCUCUGGGUAGAGUAUUGGAUAGUAUUUGUGAUACUUGUAACAUUAAAAAUGAUAACAAUAAAUUAGGGGAUGCAAAACUAAGGAUUUUCAGACAAUUGGAUGGAUAUUGUAUCAGUCCAUUAAAAAUGGAUGUAGAAAUGAAUGAUUUAAUCAGUAAAGAAAUUUUAUUAGAAGGUGACAAAUUAGUUGUGGAGUAUAUCAGUAAUAGUGUAUUGAAUGAUUUGGAUGAAAAUUCACAUAUAUUUCUUUUAAGUUGAUAUUUCCAAGAUAAUUUUUUGGACAUUGAUGUUUUAGUAAUA